Messenger RNA from Gadus macrocephalus (Pacific cod), 2199 nucleotides. RefSeq names its product caspase a-like. The record is from RefSeq and is a predicted model, not a curated record. Gene Ontology annotation, molecular function: protein binding; cysteine-type endopeptidase activity. The coding region runs from base 131 to 1378 and encodes 415 amino acids. Gene Ontology annotation, biological process: signal transduction; proteolysis. Lineage: Eukaryota; Metazoa; Chordata; Actinopteri; Gadiformes; Gadidae. The transcript has 8 exons.
CCAUAGCGGCAGAAAUGACAUACAAUAUCUUUAAUGUUAAUAUCGCACUCAAUUCUUUAUAUAUUUUAAGUUUGCAUGCACUUUGAGUAGAAACUUAGUCAGAAACGUUCCCAGUGUAUUUAUCAGAUGAAUGAAUAACCAUGGUGUCCAUUUUACAGACACAAACCGAGGUCAGGCUCUGUCCGAUAAGCAGCUCAUGCAGGUGGCCGUAACGCUGGGACAGGAGUGGGGGCGGGUGGGCGUCCACUUGGACCUCAGUAUCACAGAUCUGGACGACAUCAAGGAAGGGGAAAAAGAUGUGACCAUGCAAAAAGUGAAGAUGUUGGUGCUGUGGCAGCGCCGAACACCAGGAGAGGCCACAGCACAGGACCUGCUGAGAGGUCUGGAGGGCCUGAAGGACCUACCUGUCGAGACCCGUCAGUUAUUGAGAGGAAACCUUUUGGCUGGAUCUCAGGAGGUUAAAGCAUCGUAUAAAGUUUCCCCAACAGAGACGAAGGGCAGGACCUCUGAACUCAUUCUCAGCUCUGAGCAGUUCAAGACAGAGAAGCUGAAGGACAGAGACAACAUAUACGACCCCAUGGUCCCAGCCGACAGGACGCGCAUGGCUCUGCUGAUCACCAACGUGCACUUUAAACACUUGAGUGAUCGGGAUGGUGCUGGGAAAGACGAGCAGGAUAUGAGCAAACUGCUGAGCUCUCUGGGAUACAACGUGGAGCCACACAGAGACCUCAGUGGAGCGGAGAUGGACAGGGCCGUCGAAAGGUUUUCUAAAGACCCCCGUCUGGCCGCGACAGACUCUGUCUUUGUGGUCAUCAUGUCCCAUGGGGUGAAGGGAGCCAUUUUAGGCGUCCAUCACUGCGAAGGAGUCCCCGACCAGUUCCCCAUUGACAAAAUCUACAAACACUUGGAUUCGGCUCGUUGUCCAAAACUGCUCAAUAAACCCAAAGUCAUCAUCAUCCAAGGCUGCAGAGGAGUGGAUGAUGGCUCUGCGAUAGUCACGGAUGGGCCUGGGUCUGGCCCAGAGCAGGCCCCGGUAGUGCAGGUGGAUGCGGCCCUCCCACCUCACCUGGCAGAUGAAGUGGACGCAGACAUCGAGGAGGAUGCUAUUCACAGGGUGCACAAAGAAAAAGACAUGGUUUCACUUCUGUCCUGCACCGCUGACACGGUGUCGUAUAGACAUAAAAGCCAAGGUUCUUUUUUAAUCCAACACAUUGUGGAGAUCUUCAACCGCCACGCACACGAGGACCACAUCGACGAACUCUUCAGAAAGGUCCUGAAGCGUUUUGAAGAUAAGCCUCCUUCAGCAGAUACAAGACAGAUGGCUGUCAAAGACCGAUGCACCUUAACCAAAAUGUUUUACCUCUUCCCCGGUCUUUAGAAUCAGGCUCCAAGAUGACCGAUGGGAAAUGGUUUCAACACUUUACAACACUGUAGCGUAAAGUGGUGUCGGGAAAACGAACUGAAACCUUGAUCCCACAGCUAAUAUUGCUGAAGGUGCAGUCACAAUAAUGACCUAUUAGCAUAUGCUACACGUGAACCUCCUAAGAUGGCGCCAUUUGAUUGGUUCGCUAUCUCGGGAUAUUAGGCAAUAUCCCAUAAUUUAGAUCUCAAACUCGGGAUAUUGUAUUGCGUGCGUGAUGGUCAUCUCGUCACGCUAAUAAAAACAAAUAAACUGCUAAUAAUAAAUAAUACCUGAAAAAAGUAUUAUUAUUAUAUUUAGAGUAAAUUAAAUUAAUGUAGAGUGUUCACGUGUAGUAUAUUCACUAUUCGCUUCGCUUUCUGAGAAUAAUUGUUAAAUAUGAGUUUUUAUCUUACAGGAAAUCAAUUAACAUCCUAUACUUUCCCUCCAUUUAGAAUAAAACAAUUGUAUUACAUAGAUAAUCUUGAAAUAUAGUGGGAUUACUGUACUGACAGCGAUUCUUAUUUUCUUACACAACGGUAAAUUCCGACCAAGUCAUUUCAUUGGACAAGAGGCAUUCCAUGAGUGCUGAUAUAGAGUAUAACAGCGCUGGGAUUUUUAACUAUAAAUGUAUCACUCCACUUUCAGGUGUUCUAACAACCGUUAUUAACGGUCUUUAUGUAGCUUAGAUUGCUAGUGUGUUUAUGUGUUGCUGGGCACCAGUUCAGUCCCAGUCCAGUUGCGGAUGUAUUUGUGUUGGUGGAGCCAAAUAAAUCAUUAAAUAAUCAGACAAAUCAUUA